Arabis nemorensis is the source of this 1065-nucleotide messenger RNA. The record is from the annotation of a GenBank genome assembly. Lineage: Eukaryota; Viridiplantae; Streptophyta; Magnoliopsida; Brassicales; Brassicaceae.
AUGUCCGACGAUAACCACCCGAUCCGAAUCGGAGUAAUGAGCUGCACCAACAUCGUCCGCAAGCUCUCUCGCGCCAUUAAUUUAGCUCCAAACGCUACCAUUGCAGCCAUAGCAAGCAUCACCAACUCCGUCGAAGAAACCAAAUCUUUCGCUGCAUCUAACGGUUUUCCUCCGACGGCCAAGAUUCAUUCCUCCUACGAAUCCCUUCUACAAGAUCCCGAUGUCGACGCCGUCUACCUUCCUAUCCCCACCAGCCUCCACGUCGAGUGGGCCGUACGCGCCGCCGAGAACGGCAAGCAUCUUCUCCUUGAUAAACCCGUCGCUCUCAACGUUUUCGACUUCGAUCUCAUCCUCGCUGCUUGCGAGGCUUACGGUGUUCAGUUCGUGGAUGGGACUCAGUGGAUGCACAAUCCCAGAACUGCUAAGAUUCAACAACUCAUCACCGAUCCAGACAGCUUCGGCCACCUCAAAUCCGUACAUAGUUGUUUUUCAUUUGCAGCAAGUGAAGAUUUCUUGAGAAACGACAUUCGUGUAAAGCCUGGUCUUGAUGGGCUAGGUGCACUAGGUGAUGCUGGGUGGUACACAAUCCAAGCAGCUCUUCUUGCCAACGACUUCAAACUUCCGGAAACCGUCACUGCCUUGUCCGGUCCUGUACUAAACGAUGCAGGAAUCGUUCUCUCUUGCGGUGCAUUGCUCAGUUGGGAAGAAGGUAUAACCGCAACAAUCUACUGUUCUUUCUUGGCGAAUCUAACUAUGGAGGUAACCGCAAUCGGUACAAAAGGCACGCUCCGUGUCCACGACUUUGUUAUACCGUUUCAAGAAACCGAGGCCUCGUUUACUACAAGCACUAGAAGUUGUCUUAAUGAACACAAAGUCAUGACUGAGCUUCCACAAGAGGCAUGUAUGGUGAUAGAGUUUGCUCGGUUGGUUGGAGAAAUCAAAAACAAAGGAGCUAAACCGGAUGGGUUUUGGCUGAGCAUUAGUCGGAAGACGCAGCUGCUUGUUGAUGCUGUGAAAGAGUCGAUUGAUAAUAACCUUGAACCCGUUUUUCUCUCCGGCCGGUGA